Molecule: messenger RNA, 1120 nt
Organism: Drosophila busckii
Lineage: Eukaryota; Metazoa; Arthropoda; Insecta; Diptera; Drosophilidae
Product: DNA-directed RNA polymerase II subunit RPB1
Exons: 1
Coding region: 34-933 (299 amino acids)
Source: RefSeq, a predicted model, not a curated record
CUCUGAAGGUCCAGACGCAUUCAAAGCCUCAACAUGCGCUGCAGCAACAUCUGUUUGGGACUGCUGCUAGCCUUGACUGUUGGCCUAAGCCACGCCACACAUUACACGCGAGACGAGAGCAGCGACGGUACAAACACUGAAUACAACUUGGCGUCCACUUUAAGUGGACAUAUCACCACAAAUCGUCACAAUGCUCGCGAGCAUCUGGACUUGACUCAGCAACCCAGCCAGCAAGCAGUUGAUAUUGAUGAUGAGUCAGCGGCUCAUGAGCGUGGCGGUGCAGCUGGCCAUCAUGUGAGAGUAUCACAGCCACCAACUUUGGGCUAUCCAGCAGGAAGUGCUGCAGUGCCACGUUUAUAUCCGAGUCUACCAGUAAGUGGAGCACAACCAACUCAAUUUGGCGGGGUCUCACCAGCGCUUCCAUCGGGUGUGGAUGCUUCAAGCCUUUAUCCAAGCAAAACUCUAGUGCAGCAACCAGUUUUGGGAGUCUAUCCCAGCUUCCCGAGCAAUACUCCAGCGCAACAACCAGGUGUGGCCGGAGCAAGCUUUUAUCCCAGUUUCCCAGGCAAUAAUCCAUUGCAACAACCUGGUGUAGGCGCUGCAGGCGUUUAUCCUGCCAAUAUUCCAUUGCAGCAGCCAUAUAUUCCAGGAUAUCCGGCAGGCUAUCCAGGCCAGUACUUGCCACAAUAUCCAGCGUAUCCAGCCUAUGCACCGCCGCCGCCUAUAAGUUAUCAGAACCAGCAGCACUAUGGACCACAAGGUGAUAUAAGAGGGCGUGAGCGCACAGAUCACAGCUUCCGCAUGAACACAGAGUACAAGGAGAACGGCGUGCACAAAGGACCCUUCGGUGUGCUCAAUAACCAUAGUAAUCAGGGAUAUGGCAGCGGUUUUGGGGGCGGCUAUAAUGGUGUCUACAACAGGCCGGGUUACUGAAAAGCUAAGAAACAUUUGUAUAUAAGUUAUGGUCAUAAGUUAGGCAUACGCUUACCUAGGAAUAAACUUGAUUUUUGCACGCCCAGCCAAAGUAAUUAGCUAUGUACCCCGUUGCACCUUGAGCUCGCACGAGCAAAAGGACAUGAGGACAAUUUCUCAGCUGGUACCCUACCUUACGAACCGGAAA